UUUCCUGUAGACAUUUUACUAAAAAUCUCGAUUCAGUUCUGUUUCAACAUGGAUAUGCCUAAAGCAAAUGUCUUUGACCUGCUGGAUAUUGAUAAAAACCCAAUCAAAAUCUCUUUCAGUGACUUGAACAGGGUUUUAUAUCGACCAUUUAUCAAACAUAUAACCCAAAAAAUUGUUGAUAGUUUUAGUUGCAUAGAUGAUCGUAAGCUGCUACUGUCUGGAGAAUACUGCUGUGACACUUACUUUGUCGAGUGUCUAUUGUACAAUAACAAUGCCAUGUGCUUGAAAUAUGCAGCUCAACUGUACAAGAACGAUAUGGUUGGCCCGUAUGGCGCAGUCUCGUCAGCCAUGAGAUUUCAUCAAGAUCAAAUUCCUUUUUCCAUUGAUGGCGCAACUGCUAUAGACGAAAAGAUCAAUGUUAUUAAAGAGGAGAGCACUAUAGAUCAAGAUUUCGAUUUUCUAAUCGGGAUAGAUUUCGGCUCAACCUUUACUGGGUGUUCUUAUGUGAAUCUCAAAAACGGUGGAGAGACGGUUAAAACUAUCAAAUCCAAUAAUUGGCCCGGAGGAGGUGGAUUAAAUUUAUUGGACAAGACCCAGACAUUAUUAAUGGUGAACAGUAAAACUAAUCAUGUAUCUUGGGGAGGAGCUGUUAAUCAUGAGAUGGGUUACGAUUCAUAUACCGAAGUUUUUGACAAUUUAAAAGAAAACUUGAAUCAUCCUGAAUUAAUGACAGAAGGUGAAAUGAAUCCUACCGCAUAUUAUCUAAUGUACUUAAACGACCAUAUAAUGGAGUAUAUAAUUGGAAAUGAAAUACCGCACACACAGCAACAACAAGACUACAAAUUUAAAUAUAUUAUGACUGUACCAGUGAAAUGGAAUGAUAAUUGCCGGACAAAUCUGGUCGAAGCAGCUAUCACGGCGCUAAUGAUUAAAGAGGACGAGACUGAUCGUCUGACUCUCAUAGACGAGCCAGAUGCAGCCAUGGUUUUUUCCAGAAAUAUGCUCCAUAACCGCUUUGGAAAUUACGGAAAUGAAGGAAAAAAGUUUGUUUUAUGUGAUGCAGGUGGGCUAAAUGUCAAUGCGUUUACUUAUCACUGGCAAAAUCAAGAAGAGGGAUCCCAAUUUCUUCAAAUUUUAGAGUCUAAUAGUGACACAUGUGGUUCGAAAAGCUUAAACAUCAAAUUUAGAGAUUAUCUCUGGGAAUUCUAUCAAGAUUGUGGGGUCUACAUUGGAGAGAUUGAAAUGGCCCUAAAUGAAACUGUGGAUUAUUUUGAAAAAGAAUACAAGCCCAAUAUUAUGCCUUAUGCAAAUGAUAAUGAUUAUCACGAUUUCGAUUUAACAGACAAAAACAGUGUGUCAGUUAAAGAGGGAGCUACAAAGUACAAACUUGUAAACAAUAACAGAACACUUCGCAUCAGUAAUGGUGAAAUUAAAACUAAAAUAGUUGACCCUAUUGUCGAUCGGGUUCUCAGCAUUUUGAAGAAACAAUAUGUGCUCACCGACGAUGCUGGAAUGAGAAUUGACGCAAUUAUCAUGGUCGGUGGCUUCUCUCGGUCUACCUAUUUACAAAGGCGGAUCAAAGAUGAAUAUCGAGGCGUUUGCAAUGUCAUUUUUCCUGAUGAUGCAAUCAAUGUCUUCUCUGUGGGAGCUGUAAAAUAUGCUAUGAAUCCAUACGAUAUACCCACAAAAUACAAAGGACCAUCCAUUUCUUUAGAAAUUCAGUGUCCCUUAAAUCAACAUAAUUCAUAUCAAUCGAGUAGCUUAAAGGUGAAGGGGUCAGAUGGCAGAUAUUAUUUGAGGAAUCGCUUACAAUAUUUCGUCAGAAAGGGUCAGAAACUAAGCGGGAGAGGCCCAUACUAUUUCUCUCAGGUCAUCCGCAUCCCAUAUCCUACAAGUGCUGUUAUUGGUAAUAUUUGUGAUGUUUUUUUCUUUCUCUAACAGUAGACACAUAAUAAGGCUAAUUAAUUGUUUUACAGCCAUUUUUUCUUCUGAUGAUGGUGAAGACGCAAAAAAGAAUUACGUGACGGAGUGUCACACAAAGGUGUUGGAAACCAAGUUGAUUAUCCCACCGCUAAUGUGUGGAAUAAAAAUUGGGGACAUGAUAGAAUACAAGGUUAAGAUUGCAGUCUUUGAUGAAGAUGCUGCAGUUAAAAUUCUAUACCCGAACCAGUUUACCGAUGAUAGGGAUGCUGAAUAUCAACACAUUUCAUU
This is a messenger RNA of Mucor mucedo, 2211 nucleotides long. RefSeq lists its product as uncharacterized. NCBI's taxonomy places the organism in Eukaryota, Fungi, Mucoromycota, Mucoromycetes, Mucorales, Mucoraceae. The record is from RefSeq and is a predicted model, not a curated record. The transcript has 4 exons. Bases 49 to 1938 code for a protein of 629 amino acids.